CCGACUCGUCCUUGCCUGGUCUCCGGUCCCUCGUGGGAAACGAUCCCCGGCGUCGGGGUCCACACCGCGAGGGAGCGGCAGAACCUAAAUUGGUAAUAAAUCAGUAAGAAACAAAUGUUUACAUUCACUCAGUGAAAAAUGUCAUGUCUAAACUCAACAUAUAUUGGAGCCACACAUGGACAUCUCCCUCUCCUCCACUAAGAACAGAAGAUGAAAAAAUCCCAGGGACAAGUGUCAUUCAAAGAUGUGUGUGUGGACUUCACCAAAGAAGAAUGGUAUCUCCUGGACCCUGCUCAGAAGAUAAUGUACAGAGAUGUGAUUCUGGAAAAUUACAGCAACCUUGUCUCCGUAGGGCACUGUGUUCCUAAGCCAGAGGUGAUCUAUAAGAUAGAACGAGGGGAGGAACCCUGGAUACUGGAGAAGGGGUCUCCAAGCCAGAGCCACUCAGAAAGGAAAUGGAAAGAUGAUGACCUAGUGGAGAGCAACCAAGAAAAUCAAGAUGAACACUUUUGGCAGCUCAUGUUCACCAACAGCAAACCAGGAAGGGUAGAGGGUGGUGAUAAACUUAGGAAAACUUUGAAUCUGGACACAGAGCCUAUGUUUUCAAGAAAUUUUCCCUUUAAAAUAUGUGACACAUGUGAAAUGAGUUUGAAAAAUAUUUCAGAUUUAAUUAUUAGUAAAAAGAACUAUUCCAAAAAAAAGUCUGAUGAGUUUAAUAUAUGUGAGAAAUUACUCCUUGAUAUUAGAUCUGAAAAAAUGCCUGUUGGAGAAAAAUCUUAUAAAUACAACCAAAAAAGGAAUAUUCUCAGACAUUGCCAAGACCUCAUUCAACCAAUUCUUGACCAACCUUUUGAGUAUAAUAAAGAUGGCCAAGGCUUCCAUGAGCAAGCCUCCUCUUUUACAAGUCAGAGGUCUCAGAUCAGGGAGACGCUCUACAAACACACCGUGUGUGGAAGAGCCUUCAUUGACAGCUUAAAACUCAAUGUAUCCCAGAACUCUCACUGGGAAAUGGAAUCACACGAAUGCAGUAUUUGUGGUAAGUUCUUUUGCAUGGAUUUACGAGUUGGACAUCAGAGAGCUCCUUCAGAGGACAGUAAUUAUGAAUAUAGUGAAUUUGGGGACAUCAUCUGUGACAGUUCGGCUUUCAUCAUCCACCAGGGAGCUUACACAAGAAAAACUCCCCAAGACUAUAAACUGAAUGACAAAGCUUGGGAAAAGUCAACCCUCUUUAAACAUGAGAUAGUACACAUGGGUGGAAAGCCCUACCCAUGCCCCGAACGUGGGAAUCACUUCAGGAAGAAGCCACACCUUCCCCAGUCUCGGAGAGCUCAUUUGGGAGAAAAAACCUUCGAGUGUGGAGAGUGUGGCAAAACAUUCUGGGAGAAGUCAAACCUCACUCAGCAUCAGAGAACACACACAGGUGAGAAACCCUAUGAAUGCUCCGAAUGUGGGAAAGCCUUCUGCCAGAAACCACACCUCACCAACCACCAGCGGACACAUACAGGAGAGAAACCAUAUGAGUGUAAGCAGUGUGGGAAAACGUUCUGCGUGAAGUCAAACCUCACUGAGCAUCAGAGGACACACACGGGGGAGAAGCCCUAUGGAUGUAAUGCCUGUGGGAAGUCCUUCUGCCACAGGUCCGCCCUGACUGUCCACCAGCGAACACACACAGGGGAGAAGCCCUUUAUAUGCAACGAGUGUGGGAAGUCCUUUUGUGUAAAGUCCAACCUCAUUGUACAUCAAAGGACUCACACAGGGGAGAAGCCUUAUAGAUGCAAUGAAUGCGGAAAAAUGUUCUGUGAAAAAUCAGCUCUCACUAAACAUCAGAGAACUCACACAGGGGAGAAACCUUACGAGUGUAAUGCGUGUGGUAAGACAUUUAGUCAGAGGUCGGUCCUCACUAAACAUCAGAGAAUUCACACGAGGCUGAAAGCUCUUUCAAAAUCCUGAAUGUUCAGAAGCCUUCGUAACACCUGUCAGGUGACUUUGGGGCAAGGGGAGCAAUGAACCCAGAUUAGAUCACAAUGGAAAUUCCAUUUGAACCAUUCUGUUGUGGUGAAUAUGUGAGUGAUACUCCAGGAAAUAUGUCAGUGUUGAAAUAUUGUCACGACAUGAGAAGACAUCUGCUGGACUUCUCCAUGUCUGUGGUACUGGUUUAUAGUCUGUUAGAAGAUGAGCAUUCAUGAGGGGAGAAAAAUGGGACCUGACAUGAUAUCACUGAGCUGCUCAGUUCUGUAAGUCUACUCUUCUGGGACUUUGUCCUUACUGUGAUAGUAACUGUUCCUUGUUUAUUCUUAGGACUGUGUGAUACAUGAGCUGGAAGAACUCCAGCUGACACAAAGUAAGUAUUAACACUGUAUAGUUUGGGGAUGAAUUUCUUUUCACAAGUUCCUUUUGGGAUGAUUUUAAAAAAUAAGCCAUGGGGUUCUCUGGUGAAAACAGAAUACAAAAUUUUUAAUGACAGACUUAUUACAGUGGUAUGGACCAGAAAGAAAGAAUAUUGAAACAUCCCUGAAAUGGUACAUACAGGAAACCAUUUCCAUGUUGAAUCUUCAAGGGAUAAAGAUGGCAUUAUCACAUUCUAGCAAGAGCUGAGGUCCUGUCACCUAGCAGAAUUAUGGCAUAUAUUGCUAGUACCUUCCUUUGAAGAACCCAGCCAGAGAUGUCUACAAGUGAGCCCAGGAGGGCACAGAAAGGCCGAGGGGAGUCUGCACAGAGAAAAAUGUAGACUAAGCCAGUAUGGUGCUUUUCAUUUCUGUAAAUUCCUAUGUAAAAGGCACAGUAUUAGAAAUAAAGUUAUUAUUACUAAUUGGA
Molecule: messenger RNA, 2814 nt
Organism: Perognathus longimembris pacificus (Pacific pocket mouse)
Lineage: Eukaryota; Metazoa; Chordata; Mammalia; Rodentia; Heteromyidae
Product: zinc finger protein 248-like
Exons: 7
Coding region: 211-1950 (579 amino acids)
Biological process (GO): negative regulation of transcription by RNA polymerase II
Molecular function (GO): DNA-binding transcription repressor activity, RNA polymerase II-specific
Source: RefSeq, a predicted model, not a curated record